Molecule: messenger RNA, 2101 nt
Organism: Daphnia pulicaria
Lineage: Eukaryota; Metazoa; Arthropoda; Branchiopoda; Diplostraca; Daphniidae
Product: prolyl 4-hydroxylase subunit alpha-1-like
Exons: 12
Coding region: 225-1832 (535 amino acids)
Biological process (GO): peptidyl-proline hydroxylation to 4-hydroxy-L-proline
Cellular component (GO): endoplasmic reticulum
Molecular function (GO): procollagen-proline 4-dioxygenase activity; L-ascorbic acid binding; protein binding
Source: RefSeq, a predicted model, not a curated record
CUCCCAUUCACUUCUAUUUUCUUAUUAUUACAAGAACCACACAGAAUAUAGGCUAGUUCUCUUGAUUUCGGUUUUUCUAUUUCAGCAUAUGUAAGUAGCAAAUUUAUAGACAGUUAGACACUACUACUUAAUUUAAAGUCUUAUUGUGCUUGCGAGUCCGUUGCCAAAUUUGAAUCAUUCAUAUAAAAUUUGCUUAUCAAAACAAAUUUGUCCAAUUCAAAAUUAUGGCAGGCCACUUCAACAUGCAACAAAUCUUGAAAGCAUUGCCAUUCUUCUGGGUAAUAUUUAAUGGAUUUCAUAUUUCGUUAAUCAAAUGCCAUCUAUUCACUUCAUACAACAUCGACGUCAAACGAUUGGCUAAUGUGGUCAGCGACGUGGAUUUGAAUAUUUUCUUAACUGAUUACAUCCUAAUGGACCAUGCUGGUGAUCACCUGAAAAGUUAUCUUGAAGAGUAUAAUAAGAUCCGUCGUGACAUAAUCGAGAACGAUGUGAAUAAAUUCUUGACUAACCCGAUCAACGAAUAUAUACUUGUUGGAAGACUGGCAGAAUGGAAUAAAAUCAACGAGCUAAUCGCUAAUAUGAAUUCAAAAAACGCUAGUUUUUUGGAGAGCAGCACCCAUGAAAGAAAGAACAACGACGAUUUCCUUCUGAAUGUGCUGUUUGCAAGAAAACUACUGCCAACUGAUGAAGAUGUCACGGGAGCUGCGUAUGGUCUCCUUCGGCUGCAAAUGACGUAUCAACUGGACACUCUUGACAUGGCUGAUGGAAGAAUCCUUUCAUCGGGAUGGAAGAUAAAUUCCAGUAGCCAUUUGACUGCGCAAGAUUGUUGGCAGUUAGGUCAGCAAGCUUACAUGAUUGGACAAUAUGAUUACGCUGUAAGCUGGUUAAAAGAAUCUUUACAAAGACACCACGAAGAACGAUACAAAACUGUGAGACAGGAACAAAUACUACAAUACCAUGUUUUUGCUUCCUACAAGCAAGGUCAACUUAAUGUGGCUUCGGAACUCACUCAACAAUUGCUUCAAUUAAUGUCGCCCCGAGGACAAACAGAACUGAGUAAUAUUUUUGACGCAAUUGAGUCUCGCCGAGAUUAUACACAGGAGUCAACAGGACAAGAAGAUCAUAGUGAAGAUUAUAACGCACUUUGCAGAGGAGAGAACCUGAUGGACAAAGAAACGGAAUCUCAACUUCAUUGCAGUUAUUCUUUCGGCAACUCCGGAAGCGCCUUUCUAAGAUUCCAGCCCGUUAAAAAAGAACUCGUUUCUCUAAAUCCGUACAUCGUCAUGUUUCACGAUAUAAUAUCAGAUCAAGACAUCGAAAGCAUAACUCAAAUCGCCAAGCCUACAAUGAGACAAGUUUUAACAAUAAAUGCUUUAACUGAAGAAGGAUUUCAAAGUCAACGUCGAGUAGGUGAAACAACUAUUUUGAAAGAUGGGAAUUACUCAGUUCUUCAACGGAUUUCUCGCCAUAUGGAAGACCUAAUCGGUUAUGUGGUGUCAGAUGCGUCCAAUAUAUUAAGUUACGGCGUUGGAGGGCACUUUUCUCCACACUGCGAUUAUAUUCGAAACAAAACGAUCGAGGCCAAAACGGGGAACCACCUUGCAACUUUAAUUAUUUACCUGAACGAAGUAGAAAAUGGAGGAGCAACUGUGUUUCCUAUUGUCAAAACACGAGUGAAACCGGUUAAAGGUUCAGCUGCAUUUUGGUACAAUCUCAAUCCGGAUAACGGCGAAGGAAAUCCGACCACACUACAUGCUUCAUGUCCCAUUCUCAGCGGAUCUAAAUGGGUUUUAGUCAAAUCGAUAAACUCUCUUGAGCAGUAUUAUGGCUAGCUAUUUGGCAUCAACGUCGUUAUUUGACAAUAUCAUGACUUUAAUCAUGUGAUCACCGUUUGAUUUUUUGUGGAAUAUACUUUCCAAACAAAAUCAAUUUUACGUGCUUAAUCUUUUUUUUUUAAAUUAGCUUUAGCUGAUUUUCAUUCUCACUUAUGAUGUGUCUUGUGUGUUGCCGUCGGUUUCCGCAGGGAGGCCGUUUCUAAAAAUAAGAAUUCUUAAGCUAUUCGGAUGGUUUUUGGUUUUUAAUAGUUUAUAUGUAAUUUCAA